Messenger RNA from Salpingoeca rosetta, 6222 nucleotides. RefSeq lists its product as uncharacterized. The record is from RefSeq and is a predicted model, not a curated record. The coding region runs from base 311 to 5821 and encodes 1836 amino acids. Gene Ontology annotation, molecular function: microtubule binding; actin binding. Lineage: Eukaryota; Choanoflagellata; Craspedida; Salpingoecidae. Gene Ontology annotation, cellular component: cytoplasm; actin filament. Gene Ontology annotation, biological process: actin filament polymerization. The transcript is spliced from 10 exons.
UGUGCAUUGAAUCCUUCACAAGUUUUUCUUUAAUUGGGCGCUUUGGUGCAGCACCAGCAGUCCAAGUUGUUGUUGUUUUGGUUGUGCGCUUGUUGCGCUGCUGCUUGUGCCUGCUUGUACUUGGCUUGUUGUGGCGAGAGUGGACGUGCGGCAAGCAAGGGUGAUUGGCAUCCGCCCACCCCAUCGCCUCCAGCAAUCAAGCGAGCGGUCCCUCGGGCUUGAAGCGCACGCACGCGGCCGCCAAAGAACGUGCUCCCCCUCCCCUGCAAGCAAGCAGUGUGAUUUUCAAGCACUCGAACCAACAUCAAUCAUGGACGACCUCAUGACCAGCGGCAACAUGGAGGACAUUGGGCGCACCUUCACGGGAUCCGCAUCCACCAUCCUCACCGUCUACUACCAGAAGACGCCCAGUGACGUCGUGGAAAUGCGCAUGCAGGUUGACGCGACUGUGACCGUGGACUUGGUGGUGAGCCUGUGCACGAGUCAGCAUCGCCUCACCCUGGAACCCAACAUGCGAUGGCAGCUCAUGGAGGUGUUCGAGCAGCCACCAAUCCAACGGUGGAUCAGCCGGGGUGAGAGCCUGAUCGAAGUUCGCGCCAGCUGGCCAGACGAGAUUCGAGCGUCCUGUCGCUUCCAACUCGCGCAGGUUCCCAUCAUUCCACAAAACGACACCCUCAAGACCAUUGCAGGGACGCUGUCGAAGCGUGGUGGCUCGCACAAGUCGUGGAAGUCACGACACUUUAUCCUGUCGCGAAACCAGUGCACGCUCACGUACUACAAGAAGCCGCCGCAAACAGCAAAAGAGUAUGACCGCUCCCUUGGGCAGUGGCCCCUGAAGAACAUGUACGUGUACUUUGUGCGCCACACGCGACACGCGCCGUCGACAAACCUCUGCUUCUGCCUCAAGCCCUUCAGCGAACCGCUCUGGCCCAACACGCGCAAGCAGAUCCUGGCGCACUUCAAGAACGAGUGCAAGUUCAUGUGCGCGUCCAACGACAUGGACCGGUACCACUGGGUGACGGCGAUUAUGGAGGCUGCUGCCCAGACCAAGGGCUCCCGCUACUCCCUCCAGCUCCCAGAGAAUUUCCUGAGCGAGACGGCGUCACGGGAGACGAGCAAGAGCUCUCUGCCCGCCAUUGGCGAAGGCGAGACGUCAGACACAGACCGCGACCAGGUGUCGCCCACUGCCCCAACGGGCGCAGAUGUGUACGGCGAUACAGGCCUCCAGCCAUCGCCGCCGACAACAACCAUGUCGGCAUCAUCAGCAUCGUCAUUCCCAACAGCAACAGCACCGCCCGCUCUUCAAGCUGAUGAUGUGUAUGGUGACCCAGACACGCAUGCGCCCGUCACCACGGCGUCCACCACUGCCACCGCUACCCCUCCUUACCCCGACGCUAUUUAUGGAGACCCGGCCAUCCAACACCACGACCACCAACAGCAGCAGGAGCAGCAGGAGGUGCAGCCGUCACCACGACCACGGCCAGCACCACGGCCCCGCAGCCAGUUUGGCUCCGUUGGCGGCGGCCUCAACGCCGUGCUGCCGCCACACCCGGGCGCUCAGUUUACACCACCACCACCACAAGCAACACACAAUCAGCAGCAGCAGCAGCAGUUGCAGGGUGGCGAUGCGGUUUAUGGUGACGCUGAUGAUAGACCGCCACAGGAGGCGCCGCCACCGCCGCCACCAGGCGCAGCUGUGCAGGAGGAUGUGUACGGCGACAUUGAUGGCGACGCCCCGCCGCAGCAGGCACCGCCCCUGCCACCACCAACAGCUGCACUCCCACAACAACAGCAGCAGCAACAGCAACAGCAACAACAGGGUCAGGAGUCUGGUGCCGGCCCGAAGACGAAGAAGAAGAAGAAGAAGACGCCACCACCGGCGCCGCCGAAGAAGAAGAAAGCGCCUGUACCGCCACCCACACAGCAGCGGGUCAAGGUGUUCCCGACCCCUCCUGCUAUUGGCAGCGCCAAGGCAGAUGGCGACAGGACCGCACACGGCAGCGACAACACAGCCACUGUGACUGCCACAAUGCCAACCCCAACGGCUGCAGCACCAACCGCAACCCCCAUGGCACCUUCCCGCGCCCCAGCACCGGCACCACAGACACCAGCAGCAGUUUCGCCGCCACCGCCCGCCUCUGAUGAGACGUACGGUGACGUGGCACCCAUGGGUGAAAUCUAUGGCGACGCAUCUGCUGAUGAUGCCGUUGACACACAACCGCCACCGCCCCCGCCAUCGCAGCAGCACCAACAGCCGCACAUGCAUGCACCACCUCCGCCUGCGCAGGGUGGCGGGGACAUGUAUGGGGAGGUGUAUGAUGUGGAGGGCGGCAACGACGGCAGCAGCACCGCUGGUGAUUACGACGAUCUUCCUGAGGACUUGUAUGGUGAUCCAGAUGCAGCCAUUGCAAGCAGAAACAUGCUCACACGCAGCCAACAACAGCAACAGCAGCAGCAAGCGGUGGACGGGAGUGCCUCGCCCUCGCCACGUGACGUGCGCCUGCCAUCAAAGCUGCCACCAGUGCCGCUGCUGCCGCUGCCAAGCCAGCCGCUACCCCAACACCGCCGCCACCCUGGCCAAGUACCGCCGCCGCCGCCGCCAAUGACAAUGAGCGUACGGAAGAGUGGCACGGCUCAAGAAGCGACCGGCGCUCCGACAUCAUCAUCAUCGUCAUCAUCGUCAACAGCAGCAUCCCAGCAGCAGCAACAGCAGCUGUAUUAUGGCGGAUUCGAUAACAUGUCACCAUCGGGGCAGCAGCAGAACGACAUGUCUGGUUCACACAGCACCACGACCGUGGCGCCGCCACCACCAUUGCCAAGCACGCAAGGACGACCACCACUUCCGUCCGCCCCGCACACCACAACCACAGCCUCAACGCCAGCAGCAUCACCAGCGCUUUCAGCCCAGGGCUCUGCUGCGUCCAUAACGAGCAGGCCGCUUCCACCACUGCCCCCGCCAUCAUCAACAACACCAUCAUCAUCAGCAGCAACAGCAUCAUCAUCAGCAGCAACGGCACCACCGUCGUCGUCAUCGCCAUCGCUCAUGCAGCGUGGCACCUCCAUCCGGCACUUUUCGGAGCAGGAGGACGAUCCAUCCUACAUUCCCACGCUCAGUCGUGACCGUGCCAGCCACCGCCGCCCCACGUUUGUGCGCAAGGAGCCACAGACCAGCGGCCUGCCUGCGAACCCGCGUGACUGGGACUCGGCUGACGUGUUGCGCUGGAUCAAGCAGUCUGGCCUGUCCGACUUUCGCAGCAAGUUUUACACCAACGGCUUUGAAGGGCCGCAGGUGCUUGGGUUGCGUGGGUCGCAGUUUCUUGCGCAAGGGUUCUCCUCGGAGCGGUGCGAUGCCCUGGAGCAAGCACUGGAGGAGUUGAGGAGCAAAGCGCAGGCGGCAGACGCCUCCAAGCAGCCGGAACAACCGUCCGAAUCGCCGCCAGCACAGCCCUUGCGUGCAGCCAUGCCGCUGCCUGGCAACCCUGGCCAGUCAGCGUCAGCAGCAACACCCGUGUCAGUGUCGUCUGCAUCUGCGUCUGCGUCUGCAUCCAUGCGACGGGGCGCCCCCAUGACCAACACCGCACCGGCCACCGUCCCAACCCUGCCAGCAUUCUCGCCAACGCCCGCAACCGUGCCAACCCUGCCAGCAAUCACCACCACCACCACCACCACUGCGGCGACGCGUACGGCAACCAGUACUGUGAGCGGUGCUGCCGUGGCGCCUGGCCCUGAAGAGGAGUAUGCUGUGCUGCUGCCCAAGUCGCCUGCGUUUGCACCGCCAACAACGCCGCCGCCGCCGCCCAUAUCACGUGCGACAAAGCCGGCCUCACUGCGCGACAAGCGGCCAGCACCCCCGCCACCAGCGGACGAACACGCAGACACACCAGCAACAACAGCAACAACAGCAGCAACAGCAAUGGAAGCAGCGGCACCGGUGCGCGUGGGAGAUGAUGGCGCACAGGCAGCGGUUGAGGGCGCAGCAGAAGACAAGCAGAGUGCCGCUGAUGGAGGUGAUGGGGAUGGUGAUGACGCUGCAAGCGCAGCGAGCAAGGCAACACCGCCCAAGCCCAAGCCGAAACCAAAGCCAAAGCCAAAACCAAAGCCAGGCAUGGCGGCACGACGACCAGCACCGCCGCCACCAACUGCAGCGACAGCAGCGCCAGCGGACCAGCAACAGCAGCCAUCGACCAGUGGUGAUGCUGGCGAUGAAGCUGGUGGUGCGGAUGCAGACAACGUGUUUGGGCAGUCGCUGCUUCGCGAGUCUGUGCGCUCCAAUGCAACCACCACCUCAUACCAGGUGCUGACCACCAGCAUCACGGACCCCACCCUGGACUACGGCGAGUCGCUCACUGACACCGCACCAAACAACACCGCUGGUGCCACCUCCACCAGCAACAAUGGUGGUGAGGGCGACUAUUGGGAGCCGUACCAACACACACUCGAGCGCAGCAUGCAGCCUGGCGGGCGACCUGCCGUGGAGCACGAGUACGCCUACCCCACGGCGCCCAGCCACGACGAGUAUGAUUACUCGCAGCCAGAGUACGACAAGCCAAAGUCGUUCUCAGCUGGGUCUACGGCGGCUCCCAUCUACAGCGAGGCAACAAACCCACCAUCCAGGCCCGUCUCUGCGCUGUACGGCGACCCAGACCAAGACUUCCGACAGCAACAGCAGCAGCCGCUGCCAGCUGGCGAUGACAUGUAUGGUGACCCCGUGCCUGCAGGCAACAAUGACGCAGCACGAGCACCGCUGCCGGCGGAGGGCGAUGUGUACGGUGACGCAUUUACCGGCACGACGCGGACAGCAGCGCCGCCUGCUGCUGACAACCUGUACGGUGACCCGACACCUGCUACAUUGGGCACAGCACCGGCACAGGGCGAUGCCAUUUACGGCGACCCCGACAAACCCGUCACCCCAGCAGCGGCACCUGGCGAUGACGCACUGUAUGGUGAUCCAGAUCAGCAUCAGCGCGUUGCGCCCACAACGCACCAACAGCAGCAGCCACAGGAUGAGCAGCUGUACGGUGACCCGGAGCCGCUUCGCGCUGGCGACGCCGGCGAAGGGGAGGAGGAGGAGGAGGAGGAGAAGGAUGAUACGUUUGACACAGAGCAGGCAGCAAGCGUACAGCGUAGGCCGGUACCACGGCCACGCCCCCUUUCCACGCUCGCGCCAGAGCAGCAGCAGCGUGCGCUUGAGCAGCAGCUGCUAGAGCACGAAAAAGCGAAGCAGCAGCAGCAGCAGGAGGAAGAGGAGCAGCGAAAGAAGCGCCGAGACACUUCAUCGUCGGUGGUGUGUGGUGCAGACGCCGAUGCUGAUGAGGAGGCAGGCACACCGUCCAUUGACACGCUUGAGGGCUACCAGAACUUUGAUGCGCUGCGCUCGCACCUGCUUGACAGCCUGGACGGCGCGUCGAUGACGGAGGAUGAUCUCGAGCUGGCACGCGAGAUGAUGGGCACGGUUGCGCUAGGUGAUGGCAGUGCCAACACGAAUGGCGAUGGUGAUGAUGGUGGCGACACCUCGGGUAAUGGCGCCAAGGAAGCGGAAGCGACGGUGCCUUUGCAGGGUGUUGUUGACUUUGCUGCUCACGAUGACGAUGAGGAAGUGGUGUUGUUGGAGGACUUGGAGGUUUACCAGAACCUGGAAACCAUCUUGGAUCAUUACGGCUGCGAGACGGAUAGCGAAGACGAGGACAGCCACGCGGGCUCCAGCCACGGUUAUGUGGCCGUUGAAGCUGCAACUUCGAAAGCGGCAACUGCAACGGACACUGGCGCUGACGAUGGCUCUGACACUGAUGACUACGACGCUGACAACAUUGUAGAUGUAUAGCAGCCUGUUCGAGAGAACGACAGUGUGUGUGUGUGUGUGCGUGUGUGUGUGUGUGUGCGUGCGAGAGACAGAGAGAGAGAGAGAGUUGGCUGUGGAGGCGCAGAAAGACCAUGCAUGACAUGACGAGAUGAUUUGAUGAUCUUCUUUUUUUUUUCCUUGUUGGUUGGUUGCUUGCUUGUUGUUAUUCAUGCUGACUUUGCUUGCUCUGUGUGUAUGUGUGUGUGUGUGUGUAUGUGUGUGAUGUGUGUGUGUGUGUGUGUUUGUGUCUCUGCAUCUUGUCCUCUCUCUCUCUCUCUGCCUUUGUUUGCUCUCGCACAUUUUCAACGCACCUGCAAAAUGGUGCGGUUUGUUCAUGUCGGAUAUUUCGAGCACAUCUUCAAAUAAACAUCGGCUCUGCCACG